Caenorhabditis sp. 36 PRJEB53466 is the source of this 576-nucleotide messenger RNA. Lineage: Eukaryota; Metazoa; Nematoda; Chromadorea; Rhabditida; Rhabditidae. The record is from the annotation of a GenBank genome assembly.
AUGUCGUCCUACCAGUUCGUCUACUUCCCCCGCAACAAGCGUCUCAACGUCUACCAGCAGAUAGACCUGGACCAGCACGCCCGCAACAUGUACGACUUCAUGGAGGGCAGAAGGGCCGACUACCGGCUCCAAGUGCUCAAGCAGAAGGUGAUGGAGGCCGCGAGACAGGCCAGACAGCAGCGAAGAGCCCGUCGUGCCGCCAUCCGACGUCAGCUCCACGUGGAAUCCAAGAACGACAUCUUCGCGAGGUGUGGCUACUGGAGCAACUCCGACUCUGACCUCGGCACUUCUUCGGAAGGCGAGAGCCGCUCUGUCUCCAACUCUCCGCCAACUCGCAUCCCACUCUACUUGCGAACUUCCCGUAGCUCCUCCACUGCUGCCAGCGGAAUCACGACGCCUCCCACAUCUGCCGGCUCUUCGAAGACGACGUCACCGUCCAAACUCGUCGCCAACCCGUUCUACAUGCCCACCGUCGCUGCUCAGAUGAAGGAUGCUCAGCAGAAGAGGAAGGUCGCUCUCAUCGAGAAUCCGUUCUACAAUCCGUCUCUGGCCAAGAAUAUCAAACCCUCUGCUUAA